AGUUAGUCACAAGAAUUUGCUGAAAAAAUACCAAUUCCUCUUUCUUAAUAAACAUAUUUUCUGCGCAUUGAAGUGAUAAUAAAUCAAUUAUUAAUAUCUAAUAUCCACGGGAAACAUAGCUUUAAGAAGCUUGCAUAUGCAGAGUUUCAUUUCAAAAGGCUUUUCCAAUCCUCUUCGCAAUGAACGCUGUUUUCGGAGCAGAAACAGUGGUUAAAAGAGGCUUACUAGAACCAGCAUUCAUAGGAGGACAUUUCAAUCCCUUUGAAAAUCAUGGAUAUAACGGGAUACCAUCAGCAUUCCCAGUUUUGCCACCUCCUCACGCUGCUUUCGGAAAACCUUAUCAGUCGAAACAAGGAGUCUCACCAGGGGAAAUUGCAUCUGCAAUCCAGGCAGCUAAAGAAGCUUCUGAUCUCGUCAUGGAAUCGCAACGACGAGUCCAAGAAGCCAAGGAAGCGGUCCUUCAUCAGCAACACGUAGCAAGCCAGAAGCAAGCUCAAGCUGCGCUAGCUCUGCAAAAAACUGAGGCAGCUGCUGCAGUCCAACAGCAGGAGGCCAAAGCGGCCGCUACAGGCUUGGUACUGGCCCAACAAAGACUUGCACAGGCCAAAUCUGAGGUUGCCGAGCAUCAGAAACUUGCAGCGAUCAAAGAAGCUAACGCAGCUGCUAUUAUACAGAAAUCUGCCAACCUAGCCGCUGCAAACAUACAGAAAUCAGACGAUGCCGCUAGAAAGCUCAAUGCUAUUCAUUAUUCUGGAAAUGAAGCUUUAAGACAAUCCGCAGCUAGUAAGGAUGGCUCUCUCUCUGCAACAUCUGCUGCUGUUGCAGCAACAGGAAAUGGUGAUAAGUAUUAUGGUGAGCACGCUUUCAUCGGUGCCCCUAAAUUCUUUGCCCUGCAACCAUGGAGUUAAUUUCUCUUCUACAUGUAUCG
This is a messenger RNA of Coccinella septempunctata (seven-spotted ladybird), 928 nucleotides long. RefSeq lists its product as uncharacterized. Bases 180 to 908 code for a protein of 242 amino acids. The record is from RefSeq and is a predicted model, not a curated record. The transcript has 4 exons. NCBI's taxonomy places the organism in Eukaryota, Metazoa, Arthropoda, Insecta, Coleoptera, Coccinellidae.